Molecule: messenger RNA, 3491 nt
Organism: Arvicanthis niloticus (Nile rat)
Lineage: Eukaryota; Metazoa; Chordata; Mammalia; Rodentia; Muridae
Gene: Jakmip2
Product: janus kinase and microtubule interacting protein 2
Molecular function (GO): kinase binding; microtubule binding
Source: RefSeq, a predicted model, not a curated record
GGGGGUGGGGAGGGAAGGAGGAGCCUGAGGAGGUGUCUGCUGCAAGUUCCUGGCUGAUUCUGAGCUCACACCAUCCUCCAAGAGGGAGGAGGCUCAAGUGAUGCUGCUGCUGUUGCCGCCUCUACUGCUGGUACUCUAGUGGAGCUGGAAAGGGUGGCUCCUAUCGCACCAUCGCCAACCAGAGAGGGAGGGGGAAAAAAAUCCCGGCAGCCGCUGCUGAUGUUGGGUUCAGAGGCUGCAUCCGACCCGGUCACAAGAAAAAUGGAUUCAGUGUGUGGCUCUCCCUCCUUUCAGCAUCUUCUCUUGGUCUCAGCAUGGGCUUCCGAGGCAGCGUUUGAGAAGACCUUAGCAAGGAACACCACGCAGUAGUGGCUGAAACAUCUCACUCCAGGAAAUGAAACAGUAACAUGGCAGUACCUGUUUGAGAGGAUUAAAACCCAAAAGACUCCAUUUAGAAAGGGACAAUGUCCAAGAAAGGGCGAAAUAAGGGCGAGAAGCCCGAGGCACUCAUUGUCGCCCUGCAAGCUGCCAACGAAGACCUCAGGACCAAACUCACAGACAUUCAGAUAGAACUGCAUCAAGAGAAAUCCAAGGUAUCAAAGCUUGAAAGAGAGAAGACUCAGGAAGCAAAGAGGAUUCGUGAGCUGGAGCAGCGCAAACACACAGUCCUGGUGACAGAGCUUAAAGCCAAGCUCCACGAGGAGAAGAUGAAGGAGCUGCAGGCCGUGAGGGAGAAUCUCAUCAAGCAGCAUGAGCAGGAAAUGUCAAGGACAGUGAAGGUGCGGGAUGGGGAGAUCCAGAGACUCAAGUCUGCUCUGUGUGCUCUCCGGGAUGGCAGCAGUGACAAAGUAAGGACAGCACUCACCAUUGAGGCCCGGGAGGAGGCCCGGAAACAGUUCGAUGCAGAGCGCCUGAAGCUCCUGCAGGAAAUUACAGACUUGAAAACUGCCAAGAAGCAGGUGGAUGAGGCUCUGAGCAAUAUGAUUCAAGCGGAUAAAAUCAAGGCUGGGGACCUUAGGAGUGAGCAUCAGUCCCACCAGGAAGCCAUCUCGAAGAUCAAGUGGGAAUCUGAACGGGAUAUACGGAGGCUGAUGGAUGAAAUCAAAGCCAAGGACAGGAUCAUCUUUUCCCUGGAAAAGGAACUGGAGACUCAGACAGGCUAUGUACAGAAACUCCAGCUGCAGAAGGAGGCUUUGGAUGAGCAGCUCUUUCUUGUCAAGGAGGCAGAGUGUAACAUGAGCAGUCCGAAGAGAGAGAUUCCAGGAAGGGCAGGAGAUGGCUCUGAACACUGCAGCAGCCCGGAUUUGCGAAGAAAUCAAAAGAGGAUAGCGGAAUUGAACGCCACGAUACGAAAGUUAGAAGAUAGAAACACCUUGCUCGGAGAUGAGCGAAACGAGUUGUUAAAACGCGUGAGGGAAACCGAAAAACAAUGCAAACCUCUCCUGGAAAGGAACAAGUGCCUAGCCAAGAGAAACGACGAACUGAUGGUGUCUUUGCAACGCAUGGAAGAGAAACUAAAAGCCGUAACCAAGGAAAAUUCAGAGAUGAGAGAAAAGAUAACAUCUCACCCACCAUUGAAGAAACUGAAGUCUCUGAAUGACCUUGACCAAGCUAAUGAAGAACAAGAGACGGAGUUUCUAAAACUGCAGGUCAUUGAGCAGCAGAACAUCAUUGAUGAGCUCACAAGGGAUCGAGAAAAACUCAUUCGUAGGAGAAAGCACAGGAGAAGCUCGAAACCAAUCAAGAGGCCUGUUUUAGAUCCAUUCAUUGGCUAUGACGAGGACUCCAUGGACUCAGAAACUUCAUCCAUGACCUCCUUUAGAACAGACAGGACACCUGCUACCCCUGAUGAUGACUUGGAUGAAAGUCUAGCUGCUGAGGAAUCUGAGCUACGAUUUCGACAAUUAACAAAAGAAUACCAAGCUCUCCAAAGAGCAUAUGCCCUCUUGCAGGAACAGACUGGCGGUAUCAUAGAUGCUGAAAGAGAAGCCAAGGCACAAGAGCAGCUUCAGGCAGAGGUGCUGAGGUACAGGGCCAAAAUCGAAGAUCUGGAGGCAACACUGGCUCAGAAAGGGCAGAUAGAGAAGCAGGAAGCAGAGAAUCACCGGCUACAGCAGGAACUUCAGGAUGCCAGAGACCAGAAUGAGCUGCUGGAGUUUCGCAACCUAGAACUGGAAGAGAGAGAGAGGAGAUCCCCUCCAUUUAAUCUACAAAUUCACCCCUUCUCAGAUGGUGUGAGUGCACUACAGAUCUACUGCAUGAAAGAAGGUGUCAAGGAUGUCAACAUCCCUGAUCUCAUAAAGCAACUUGAUAUCCUAGGUGACAACGGGAACCUAAGGAAUGAAGAACAGGUGGCCAUAAUUCAGGCCAGCACUGUGCUGUCCCUGGCAGAGAAGUGGAUCCAACAAAUUGAAGGAGCAGAGGCUGCCCUGCACCAGAAAAUGAUGGAACUGGAAAGUGAUAUGGAACAAUUCUGCAAAAUCAAAGGCUACCUGGAAGAAGAACUAGACUACAGAAAACAGGCUCUUGACCAGGCGUAUAUGAGAAUCCAGGAACUAGAAGCUACUUUGUACAAUGCUCUGCAGCAAGAAACUGUGAUCAAGUUCGGCGAGCUGUUAAGUGACAAGCAGCAGGAGGAGCUGAGGACGGCUGUAGAAAAGUUAAGGCGGCAAAUGCUGAGAAAGAGCCGCGAGUACGACUGCCAGAUCCUCCAGGAGAGGAUGGAGCUCCUACAGCAAGCCCACCAGAGAAUCCGUGACCUAGAAGAUAAGACAGACAUCCAAAAGCGGCAGAUAAAGGACCUAGAAGAAAAGUUUCUGUUUCUAUUCUUGUUCUUCUCUCUUGCCUUCAUUCUAUGGCCUUGAUGUCAAGGUGCCUCUUAAAGAAAUAUCAAGAACUUGGAUCAUACCCCCAGAAGGCAAAUGCUUUUUAACCUUCAAAGAUGGCAAAAUUGUUUACACCGAUGUAAGGGAAAUCAAAAGCUAAGAAGUACCCUGUAGCCAAGACUAUGUGCUUUAAAGCCAUUAUUCAAGGUUUCUUACUUGACAGUUUAUAAUGACCCUGUUGAAAAAAAAAUCUACAUUAUAUGCUGCAUUUAAUGAAACGUGUGUAUGUCAAAGCAGAAGAAGAGAACUAUAAACAUAUAUUAUGUGAAGGAAAAUUUCAGCAGUGGAACCAGUUUCAGCAGAUCAAGAGAAGAUGUGUCUUGGGCAUGGAACCAAAGUUACAAAGAAACAUUCAACUCCUGCUGUGCAGGGGGGGUCAUUUUAAUGUAACACCACACCCCAUGGAAACACUAUUCCUGAAAAUAAACAUCAUUUAAAAAAAAAAAAAAAAAACAAACAAAAGUGGAAAAAAAUCAACCCAAGGGUGGGCGGGUAAUGAAGCAGGAGGAAUAAUACCUAUGAGGAACUAUUUACAAUAAAAUGUUUCCUUUGAAAAGUCUGGUUUCUUACUACAGGGAUUUGCUUUUCUGUCUUUAUGAUUGUUUU